Messenger RNA from Cyphomyrmex costatus, 1296 nucleotides. RefSeq names its product DDB1- and CUL4-associated factor 8. Gene Ontology annotation, cellular component: cytoplasm; Cul4-RING E3 ubiquitin ligase complex. The record is from RefSeq and is a predicted model, not a curated record. The transcript is spliced from 8 exons. Gene Ontology annotation, molecular function: protein binding. The coding region runs from base 1 to 1296 and encodes 431 amino acids. NCBI's taxonomy places the organism in Eukaryota, Metazoa, Arthropoda, Insecta, Hymenoptera, Formicidae.
AUGAUAACAGAUUACAGAUUGCAACAAGGACAUGAGUUCGAUGGGAAUAAUGUACAAAUCUUAGAUGAAGAACAGUGUUAUGGGAAACCUGACUCGAAUGAAUAUUUUGUUGCUAAUAAGAAUGAAUUGAAUAAAGAAGAGGAAGCAGAAGCAGUAGUAAUAGUAGAAAAAGAAAAAGAAAAAGAAGAAAACAUGUUAUCCGAUAACUCAGAAACAAAGAAACCGCCUCCUAAUUGGUUCAUUGUGCAAGAAGUAAUAAAUCGACAAAUUGGUAGUAAUUCGUUAUUCCAAAGAAGAUUUUAUAGUUCUUUACAUGCAGUAAAUCGACUGGAGUUUAAGUACAAACUCUGUGAUCUUGAGGAUUCUGUGAGAGCCUUAAGUUUCAAUCAAAAAGGAAAUUUAUUAGUAAGAGCCUCUCCGCAGACAGUUUCUAUUUGGGAUUGGGCUGCAAGGAAACAGCGUUGUUGCAUUUCAAGUGGCCAUAACUACCUAGAAAAGGCCAUAUGGCUGCUUUUAGAUAAAGAAAAUUUUAUGGUUACUUCUGGUUGGGAUGGUUGUAUACGUUUAUUAGAUCUUGAAUACAACUCAUCGAAACAAUUGAUGCACUGUGAUUCAUCCAGUCUUGAUCCGGAACGUAUAAAUCUUUAUCUGAAUAUCUGGUCAUUGGCUGUGCAUCCUGAAAUACCCUAUGUCGUGUUUUCUGCUGGAAACGAUUCGAUUUUAUCCAUAGAUAUCCGGGAGGAUACACCAAAUAAUGAAUUUUGUGUCGGCGGUCAUUUUCCCUGCAUAAGGGUGUAUGAUCAGCGAAAUAUUUCGAACCCACUUUAUCAAUUGUGGACGACCAAGUAUAACAGGAAGGAUCAUGACGCCUUUGCAAUAGUCACCAAGUAUAAUCACGAUGGGACAGAGAUUCUCACAUUGUGUAAUUGCUCCGAAAUAUUAUUAUUUGAGAAAUCAAUGUGGUCAUGUGAAGGAAAUUCGAAUCAUACAUUAUUUGAACGCUCUCAAUUUAGUUCUGUACCUGGUGAGAUAGACAAGAGACAUGUGGAUACUCAUCAUUGCUUAGGUCAUCCCCAUAUUCCUAUCCUUGCAACGGCAAGUGAGUCCAAUAUUCUGAUAUGGAUGCCUUCGAGCAAUAAAGAUCCAACAGAAUCAACAUUUAAGACUUAUCUACAUGAAGAUUUCUACAAGUUAAAGUAUGCUACCGACGAUGAGUACAAUGAUAGCGAUUUUUCCAGCUAUUCCUACAGUCAGUCGGAAGAUAUUCACGUUCGGGGUGCCAGUGAAUCGCCCUGA